GUCGAUUUCAUAUCUUCUGAUUUCUACACUGUUGGACAGCGAUUUUUUUCUACACCGUUGAAUUGGACAAUAUUACUUGUCGAUAUGGACGAAAGUUUGGACGUUGGGGAUGCAGAGCGAUUACAAAUUGAAGGGAUUGCCCAGGUCGCUAACUUAGAUGAUAAUACAACGUGUUCCUGCGGUGGUAUGUGUUUGCGCGAAAUAGGACGAAAUGCUUGCCCAUGCAAAACGGCGAGACAGUAUUGCAGUUUAGCGUGCCACGAUGGACUAUCGUUUACGUGUAGGAAUCGCCGUCAUUACAUCGAAAGCGAUUCAGAUUCAUCUGAAGAAUACGAGGACAAUGAAAGUGAAUUACAAGACGUGUCCAGUGACUCUGUCCAAACAAGGUCUAGAGGUAGAUCAGCAAAACGUGUGCGAACUAGCGGGGCGAGUGGAAGCGAGGAUGAAGGACAGGCCACCGAAAAUCGAGGCAGAGGUCGAGGUCGUGGGAGAGGUCGAGGAAGAGGUCGUGGUCGAGGAAGAGGUCGGGCAAGAGGUCGCGGAAGAGGUCGGGGUAGAGGUCGAGAAAGUGGUAGGGGAAGAGGUCGAGGGAGAUUAGUCGAGGAAGGCGACUCUCAACAACGCGUUAUGGCUCAUGACCAACAACUGCAGGACUUGGUUGCACAACUUGAUGAGGCAGCAGUAAGGAGAUUGGCAUUGGAACUCCUGAGAAGACAGCCAGCAGCGUUUGCUGACUUGGUUGAUGGAGAGUUGGCAAACCCAGGAGGUGAGCAAGCUCCACCACAGCCUAACCCCCCACCAGCACAAGCUCCACCACAGCCUAACCCCCACCAGCAGAUAGUCCAGACUGGUGCUUUUGUGGUUGUUGCAUCCCAAUGCCAACACAAGAAGAAAACAAAUGUUGCUGCCGUAGAGUAA
Dendronephthya gigantea is the source of this 918-nucleotide messenger RNA. RefSeq lists its product as uncharacterized. The transcript has 3 exons. Bases 85 to 918 code for a protein of 277 amino acids. The record is from RefSeq and is a predicted model, not a curated record. NCBI's taxonomy places the organism in Eukaryota, Metazoa, Cnidaria, Anthozoa, Malacalcyonacea, Nephtheidae.